This is a messenger RNA of Limulus polyphemus (Atlantic horseshoe crab), 1238 nucleotides long. RefSeq names its product large subunit GTPase 1 homolog (gene Ns3). Gene Ontology annotation, molecular function: GTPase activity; GTP binding. Gene Ontology annotation, cellular component: cytosol. The coding region runs from base 27 to 1238 and encodes 403 amino acids. The transcript has 10 exons. Gene Ontology annotation, biological process: ribosomal subunit export from nucleus. NCBI's taxonomy places the organism in Eukaryota, Metazoa, Arthropoda, Merostomata, Xiphosura, Limulidae. The record is from RefSeq and is a predicted model, not a curated record.
UAAGGCUAUGAAUAUACAGACCAUAAAUGGGAAAGAAAAAGGAGAACCUUGGAAGAAGUUUAAUUAGAAGCCAUGGAGAAAAAGGAAAGAAUAAUGAAAGAAGACAAAGUUUGAAACAUACAACUGACCUUCCUGAUGGCUACGACUGGGCUCGUCUUAACUUGCGUAGCGUUACCGAACAGAAUGACUUGGAUGAAUUUCUAGCAACUGCUGAACUUGCCGGCACAGAAUUCAUUGCGGAGAAACUGAACAUUCAGUUUGUGAAUCCUAAAACUAGAAUUGGUCUAUUGUCAGAAGAGGAAAAAAAAGCAAUUAAAGAAGCUCAAGAAAACAAUAAAAAGCUCUUAUCAAUUCCAAGAAGACCACAGUGGGACUAUAACACCACACCUGAACAACUGGACCAGAAUGAAAAAGACAGAUUUCUUGAGUGGCGUCGACAACUCUCUCAACUGGAAGAGACGGAACACCUGAUUUUAACACCUUAUGAGAAAAACUUGCAAUUUUGGAGACAGUUAUGGAGAGUUGUGGAGAAAAGUGAUAUUAUAGUACAGAUUGUAGAUGCCAGGAAUCCUCUCCUUUUUCGUUCUGAAGAUCUCGAGCAGUAUGUCAAAGAAAUAGAUGAAAACAAGCACAAUUUAAUCCUAAUUAACAAGGCUGACUUCUUGACUGCUGAUCAAAGGGAAGCUUGGGCUGUCUAUUUCACUCAGCUUGGAGUUAAAGCAAUUUUCUUUUCAGCACUUCAGCAAAAUGCAGAUGAGAUUUCUGAUGUAAAUACUAGUUUUGAACAAUCACAAGAAACUGAAGGCAUCUCAUCCAGUAGAACACAAGAUGACCUUGGAUAUAGAGAGGCUACAGAUCAUACAUUGAACAAUCUUUACACCAAUGAAGGUCAAGAGCAGCUUGAAAGUACGAGUGCUAAUUCAGAGGUCAAAGAUCAGCCUGUCAGUAGCAUUUGUAAGAAAGGUCAAAGUCAGAAUACUUCUGAAUAUGCUGAGCCAAAAAACUUGACAUCUUCAUCCUUGUUUUCCAGAGAACACUUGAUUACCUUUUUUAAAACAUAUAACGGAGACAAAAAAGUCAAAGGAGGAGCAACCACUGUAGGGCUGGUGGGUUAUCCAAAUGUUGGGAAGAGCUCUACAAUCAAUGCCUUGUUAAAAAGUAAAAAAGUUUCUGUGUCGACAACUCCUGGUAAAACUAAACAUUUUCAAGUAAGUUUCUGUGUCAACAAUUCCUUGUAA